This is a messenger RNA of Diospyros lotus (date-plum), 2637 nucleotides long. RefSeq names its product protein FAR1-RELATED SEQUENCE 6-like. Gene Ontology annotation, biological process: regulation of DNA-templated transcription. NCBI's taxonomy places the organism in Eukaryota, Viridiplantae, Streptophyta, Magnoliopsida, Ericales, Ebenaceae. Gene Ontology annotation, molecular function: zinc ion binding. The record is from RefSeq and is a predicted model, not a curated record. The transcript has 3 exons. Bases 445 to 2463 code for a protein of 672 amino acids.
AAACCCUUCUCCCUCUCUGGCUCUCUCGCCCUCGCCUCUGGCUUGCUCGCUCGCGGCUCGCCGUCGCCUCUCGGUCGGUAGCUGGGGAGGUGGCAUCUGUGGCUACUGGAUCUGGCUCUCUAACACUUGCUCUCGCUGGGUGACUGGGUCGCUCGCCUCUUUGCAUUGCCAUUGGGACACUUUGGUUCAAUCUUUGGUGUUGUGUUCUGUUCGGGUUCAAAUUCAAUACCAGUGACAAAAAAAUCUUUUGGUUCAAUCUUUGGUGUUGUGUUCUUGUUCUUGGCAGACAGGCAUUGGACACUGGCCAGUGGGCAUCAUCCCUUCAUACCCUAGAGACCAAGAGACUAGAGAAAUAGGAUCAAAAUGUGAUCUUUGCCAACUUUAGACUCUGUUUGAGUCUUCUUGCGUCCACUUUUGACUCUAGCUGUUGGGAAGGCCAGUCAGAUGGAUGAAGUUUCUCUGAAUAGUGAACCUGUAUAUGAUGACGAAGCUGAUGAAUUUGAGAUUGAAGGGGAUUGUGAAAUGACAGAAUAUAUUGGCCAAAGCGGGCUAAUUCAAGGAGAAAAUCCCCUUCCUCCUUGUGUAGGGAUGGAGUUUGAAUCCUAUGAGGAUGUUUAUUACUUCUACAAUUGUUAUGCUAAGGAACAAGGAUUUGGAGUAAGGGUAAGCAACACAUGGUAUAGGAAGAGUAAAGAAAGAUAUAGAGGAAAACUAAGCUGCAGCAGUGCAGGUUUCAAGAAAAAAAGUGAGGCAAAUCGCCCUAGACCAGAGACAAGAACUGGUUGUCCAGCAAUGAUAAAGUUCAGGUUGAUGGACAACAAUAGGUGGAGGAUAAUUGAAGUGGAGCUCGAGCACAACCACCUGAUUAGUCCUGCAAGUGGAAAGUUCUAUAAAUCCCAUAAAAACAUGGGUAUUGGAGCAAAACGACCACUGCCUUUAGAUAGUCCUGAAGAUGCUCAAAAAUUUAGAUUGUUUCGUACUGUCAUCAUUGAUACAGAGGAUAACAAGAUGGUGUAUGAUGAUGAUCGAGCAUUCGGGAAUAAUGUUGAUUAUUCCAAUCAAUUGAAGUUUAAACAGGGAGAUGCACAAGCUAUUUACAGAUUCUUUUGCCAUUUUCAAUUGAUGAGUUCAAACUUCUUCUAUGUAAUGGAUCUCAAUGAGAAAGGAUAUCUGCGGAAUGUGUUCUGGGCUGAUGCAAGGUGCAGGGCUGCUUAUGGUUAUUUUGGUGAUAUAGUUGCAAUUGAUGCUACAUGCUUGACGGAAAAAUAUGAAGUGCCACUAGUAGUUUUUACUGGGGUGAAUCACCAUGGACAAUGUGUACUGUUCGGCUGUGGACUUCUUGCAGGUGAGACAGUAGAGUCAUUUACAUGGCUGUUUAGGGCUUGGCUUACGUAUAUGUUAGGACGUCCACCACAAGCUAUAAUUACUGGUCAAGGCGAAUCAUUGCAGGCUGCUCUUUCUGAUGUUUUUCCCAGAGCUUAUCGAUGUAUUUGUUUGUCGCAUAUCAUUAAUAAAGUUCCUGAAGAACUGGGAAGCUUGGAUCAGUAUGAAGCCAUUAAGGUGGCUUUGACUAGAGCAGUUGCCCAGUCUUUGAAGGCAGACGAGUUUGAAGCAGCUUGGGAAGAUAUGCUUCAGCGGUAUGGAAUCAGGGAUCAUAAAUGGCUAAAAACAUUGUAUGAGGACCGUAAAAGGUGGGUACCGGUAUAUCUGAAGGAGGCAUUUUUAGCAGGAAUGUUUCCAGUUGGACCUAGUCAGAGAGUGACUUCAGUUUUUGAGGGAUUUUUGCAUAAAUACACUCCGCUGCAUGAGUUUCUAAUGAAGUAUGAUCAAGCUCUACAGAAAAAUCGUCAAGAAGAAGCCUUGGCAGAUUUGGAGUCAAGAACUUCUAGUCCAGCACUGAAAUCGAGAUUUUAUUUUGAGUUGCAGCUCUCAAAGCUGUACACAAAUAACAUAUUCAAGAAGUUCCAGAGUGAAGUGGAGAGAGUAUACUCUUGUUUUAGCGCAAGACAGGUAAGUGGUGACGGUUCAAUAAUUACGUACGUGGUCAAAGUGCAUCCUGACGGCACAGAAAGUAGCAGGGAAACGAGAGACCACGAGGUUAUCUACAACACAUCCGAAGCAGAGGUUCUUUGUGCAUGUGGUUUGUUCAACUCCCAAGGAUACUUGUGCAGGCAUUCCCUGAGCGUAUUAAAACAGAAUGGCAUUGAAGAGAUUCCGGCUCAAUACAUUCUUUCGCGGUGGAGAAAGGACAUCCCUCGCAACUAUGUUUUUGAACACGGGUGCAGUGGUAUCAAUAUCGACAACGCGGUUCACAGGUACGAUAACUUGUAUAAAUGGGGUUUGCAGGUUGUGGAGGAAGGUAGGAGGUCGGAAGAUUGUUACAAGUUUGCAAUGCAAGCAUUGGAUGAGAUAUUGAGCAAUGUUCGACUGGCCGAGGAACUUGCAGACCCCAAGUCUUUGUAGUUACAACUAUAUUAAAAGCAUAACGCGAUCUCUUUUUUCUGAAAGAUCGAUCAUUUCGACCAUUUGGAAAGGUUAAAAUGACAUCUCUGUAAAUUUUUGUACAGAAAAUAUCUUGGGAAUAAUGUGAGUGUUCGUAAAACUGAUGUGUUGAAAUGUUCUUUGCCAUGUCUGCAA